Drosophila innubila is the source of this 2746-nucleotide messenger RNA. RefSeq names its product ribonuclease Z, mitochondrial (gene RNaseZ). The coding region runs from base 22 to 2367 and encodes 781 amino acids. Lineage: Eukaryota; Metazoa; Arthropoda; Insecta; Diptera; Drosophilidae. The record is from RefSeq and is a predicted model, not a curated record. Gene Ontology annotation, cellular component: mitochondrion. The transcript has 2 exons. Gene Ontology annotation, biological process: mitochondrial tRNA 3'-end processing. Gene Ontology annotation, molecular function: 3'-tRNA processing endoribonuclease activity.
CUGAGCAGCUGUUGUGUCGCAAUGUGGCUGUCUGUGUUGAAAUUGCAACGCUUCGGUUUGCAUGGACCAAUUCGGACGGUGACAGGACGCAGCUUUAGAAUGAGUAGUACUACAGUGACAGCAGCUGCCAAGGAUACUGGCCAGCAAAUGCAGCCCGCCAAAUACGAACGGCAGCCGAAUGUGCUGCGCAAGAAGCUGUCGUCGGUGGUGCCGGGUUCUGUGAAUCUCCAGGUGCUGGGAGCAGGUGCCAACGGUGCUCCGAGCGCAGUUUACCUGUUUACGGAUCAGUCACGCUACCUCUUCAACUGUGGGGAGGGAACCCAGCGACUGGCACAUGAGCACAAGACGCGCCUGUCGCGACUGGAGCAGAUCUUUGUGACGCGCAACACGUGGACCAGUGUGGGAGGAUUGCCGGGACUGGCGUUGACCAUACAGGAUGCAGGAGUGCGCAACGUGGGACUGCACGGACCGCCGCACCUGGACACAAUGCUCCAGAGCAUGCGCCGCUUUGUGGUGCUCAAGAAUCUGCAGAUGCAGACGAUAGACAGCACGAUCUGUAGCCAAUUCGAGGACUCUAUUCUGAGUGUUGAGUCCGUGGUGCUGCGCAGCGAGCAGCAGCCGGAGAGGCCAGUCAUCAGCUACAUUUGCAAGCUGAAGCCACGUCCAGGUGCCCUCAAUCUCGUCAAGUGCGUGGAGCAGGGAUUGUCGCCAGGGCCUCUGCUGGGUCAGCUCAAGAAUGGACAGGACGUGACGCUGCCCUGUGGCAAGGUGGUGCGCUCCGUGGAUGUCACCGAACCCGGCGAGACGGCGCUCUCCUUUGUGUUCAUCGAUGUGCCCAGCGUGGAUUAUUUGGCAUCUCUGCAGGCACAGUCCCAACAGUACAAGCAGUUGGCCGCAUCUGAGCUCACUGAGGUGGCCCUGGUGGUGCACUUCAGUCCGCCCGAGCUGACAGACCAUGUGGAGUAUCGCCAGUUUAUGGAUGACAACUUUUCCCAGUGCACCCAACAUAUACAUCUCAACGCGGCAGUGAAUCCCUUCUCCGGAUAUGCAGCUGCCCAUCGCAUUCAGUAUCAGCUGCAUCAGCUGGAUCCUCAGGUGUUUCCACUGCUGGCGGAGUCAGCGGAGCUGCAGCAAAGCUGUCCAAGCACAAAUCUUAGUCACAGCUUGAAGAAAACCAAGUUGGAGGAGAAGGAGGGGAAGGAGGAAGAGAGCAAGUCUUUGUCCAAAGAUGCAACUAAAGAUACGGAGCAGGGUGUGGUUUCCAUGACAAGCUUUCAUCUGCGACCUAAGAAAGGCCUGGAUCGCACACUGGAGUCGAAGCUGACGCCCGAGGAGUACAUCAAGGAGAUCAACGCUGUGCCAGGAGUCUCUGAGUUGCUUGCUCAGCUCAAGAGCGAAACACAAGGCAGCCAGGAGACGGAUGACAGCUAUCCACGCAUCAUAUUCCUGGGCACAGGCUCCUGCAUUCCAAACAAGACGCGCAAUGUCAGCUCCAUUCUCAUCCAGACUGCGGCGAAUGCGUUUAUGCUGUUCGACUGUGGGGAAGGCACACAUGGACAGAUUGUGCGUCUGUUUGGUAGGGAGCGGACGCGGGAGAUUAUGAGACAGCUGCAGGCGGUUUAUGUCUCCCAUUUGCAUGCGGAUCAUCACAUUGGCCUCAUUGCCCUGUUGAGCGAGCGGCAGCAACUGGAGCCGGAGCAACCUCUGCUGUUGUUGGCGCCACGUCAGAUCGAACCUUGGCUGCAGUUUUACAAUCGUCAAAUUGAAUCCAUUGCGGAUGCCUACACGCUGGUGGCCAAUGGCGAGUUGCUGGAGCAUCCACUGACUGGGGAGGACGUUGAACGUCUAGGCAUUGCCUCGAUUGCCACCUGCCUGGUGCGGCAUUGUCCCAAUGCCUUUGGCGUGAGUCUAACUCUGCAGGCACAGCACGAAGGAGCUCCCAUUAAGGUUACCUACAGCGGCGACACGAUGCCCUGCGAUGACUUGGUCGAGCUGGGUCGCAACUCAACGGUGCUGAUACACGAGGCGACCAUGGAGGAUGAUCUGGAGGAGGAGGCACGCAUCAAGACGCACAGCACCAUCUCGCAGGCCAUUCAACAGGGCAGAGACAUGCAGGCCAAGCACAUCAUUCUCACCCACUUCUCGCAGCGCUAUGCCAAGUGUCCUCGAUUGCCCAGCACCGAGGACAUGCAGCACGUGGCCAUUGCCUUCGACAACAUGCAGGUGACUGUCGAGGAUCUGCGUCAGUAUCACAGGUUCUAUCCGGCCUUGCUAGCCAUGUAUGCCGAGUAUACCGAGGAGCUGGAGCAGCGAGCUGUCAAACGGGAGCUUAAACAGGAAAGGAAACGUAAAUUGGCCCAAACGUGAUUUCAGUUAACACGUGAACGAAAACAUGUACAGUUUAAGCUAUGAUUAGGUAUUGUUAUUAAAACUAGUAUACAUAUUUGUCAACUCAAAAUGUUGUCAAUUUUGCAUUUAAUUUUCCAAUAAUGUUUAAUCCCAAAAGGCAACAGGUUUUAAUUGUAGUAUUUUUUUAAAUGCCCUAUUUCAUGACCAACUUUAUUGGAAGUCUGCUAAGAAUCUGCCAAGUGGAUUCAAGGACUUUAGUUUAUCACAAUAAUUGAAAUCUGUACUCAAACUUAACGUUUUCGUUCACAUGUAAACUUAACUCUUUGACUUUAAUUUUAAGCUGAUUGUUGAACUACUUACAAUAAAAGAUAAUAAAUUGUAUUUUUCCAAUUGAAAA